AUGGCAUCAUCUAUUGAUCUACAUCCGCCGAUUCAUUGGGGACAAACGCAAGAUAGUGUAUCACUACGAAUUGGACUUACGGAUGUAAAAUAUCCAAAAAUUGACAUCAAUGAAUCAAGUGUUAGAUUUCAAGCUACUGGAUGUAGUGGAUCACGUGGUGAACAAUUAUAUUCAUUUGAAAUUGAACUUUUCGAUAACAUCGAUUCACAAGCUUGUAAUUAUAAAAUCAAUGAUCGUGAAAUAAAUGUUAGUUUAAAGAAAAAGAAAACUGUUGAAAAUAAUGUAUGGCCUCGUUUGACCAAAACAUCUGCUAAAUUACCAUGGUUAAAAGCUGAUUUUGAUAAGAUGGCAUAUAGCGAAGAUGAAUCAGAUGAUGGGAAGAAAACAUCGAUGCCGAAAAAAGGUUUAACUGAUGAACUAUGCAAAUCUCUUCGGCAAGAUUCUCGUAGAAACAAAUCAAAAAACUUCAUUGAUAUUCGAACAAAUUGGUUACUCUUCUAUAAUCUCUUUCAAUUUAUGGCUUAUCUAUGGGUAUUUACUCGUUUAAUAAUGCAUUUUAUUUCAAACGGGCAUUUAAGCAAUGGUUAUAAACUUGUGGAAAAUCCAAUUAAAUUAUGUCAAUCAUUAUCGGUUCUUGAAAUAGUUCACCCAUUGAUUGGUUUUACUAAAGGUGACUGGUUCUCACCAUUAAUGCAAUGUUUUGGCAGAAAUUUAAUUCUAUUUAUUGUUAUUAAUUUUAAUCAGCAAAUUAAACUGUCACCAUUUAUUUCUUAUCUAUUCUUGGUAUGGAGUUUCGUCGAACUUUAUCGUUACCCAUACUAUGGUAUUCGUCUAUUAAAUAAAGACAAUCGUAUAAUUACGUGGCUUCGUUAUACGAUUUGGAUUAUUCUUUAUCCACUAGGAGCAUUUAUUGAAGGUGUCAUAGUUUAUAAAAGUAUUGACUACUAUCAUUCCAAUGGUUAUUUCAGUCUGGCUUUACCAAAUAAGAUAAAUUUUUCAUUUAAUUUUGCUCUGUUUCUUCGAAUUUAUUUAGUGUUGUUACCAAUCGGUCUUCUUCAAAUGAUGAAACAUAUGUGGAAUCAACGAAAAAAGACAUUGAGAAAAAAGAAACAAUAA
Molecule: messenger RNA, 1116 nt
Organism: Rotaria socialis
Lineage: Eukaryota; Metazoa; Rotifera; Eurotatoria; Philodinida; Philodinidae
Source: the annotation of a GenBank genome assembly